AUGCAGAUUCAACUCCUUCCCACUCUGGGACUCAUUCUCUCCCUCUUCACAGCAGUGGCGCAAGCAAACGUGGAAAAGACCAUUUUCCUAGCUCCAGCACCGGCAACCGUUCCUUCUGGCGAGCCAGAUCUAGACGACCUAGGCCUGGAGCGUUUAUCACCACAGAGGCCCGUGGUGCGCACUCAUCUCAAUGCAACAUUCCCAACGACAGCCGCCCCCGACGGUACAGACUCGUGGUUCUUCCUUGAAAACCUGAACCCAGGCCAGCGGUAUGAACAACCGACAAAAUUCACCCUCACCACCUACUCGCUCUCAAAAACCAUCUCAGACACGAAUCUCCUGUCUUCGCUGAGCUUGUACACAGCAAACCGACUCGCUACACUAGACCCCAAGCUCCAGGGAAAUGUCAUCCCACGCCGUGCUAAUCUACGCAGUAGCAAAGAUCCGCUCGACCCUGCGCCGACCAGUGACUCGGUCCUGUUUCUGCAUGUGCAGGCCACAGCAGAUUAUUUUAGCACCGAUCAGGCAUUGAUGCAGAAUGUUCCACCCGUAGCGGUGGAUUUGAUUCUUGAUCCAUUUUUGUUGAAUGUUUUCCCACGCUCGUUGGUGCCGACUGCUGGGUGGAUUGUGCUUGUUGCUCUUUUUGCGGCAGUGCUGGGGAGAUGGGUGGUGAAGGAGGUUGGGAGAGCAGUGGAUGAUGCUAGAAGGCAAAGUGUUUUGGAGGAGAUGAAGAAGAAAUGA
Molecule: messenger RNA, 741 nt
Organism: Penicillium digitatum Pd1
Lineage: Eukaryota; Fungi; Ascomycota; Eurotiomycetes; Eurotiales; Aspergillaceae
Source: RefSeq, a predicted model, not a curated record